Messenger RNA from Gaeumannomyces tritici R3-111a-1, 1950 nucleotides. RefSeq lists its product as hypothetical. The transcript has a single exon. Gene Ontology annotation, biological process: canonical NF-kappaB signal transduction. The record is from RefSeq and is a predicted model, not a curated record. NCBI's taxonomy places the organism in Eukaryota, Fungi, Ascomycota, Sordariomycetes, Magnaporthales, Magnaporthaceae. Bases 106 to 1581 code for a protein of 491 amino acids.
GUUUAGUUCAGCACAGGCAUACGCCGUAAGAAUACGUCACUCUUCGACUUGCGCCUUUUCCUAGCCGCACACUACUCACUCAUCAACGUCGACGGGCCAUGCAAUAUGGAUGGGCAUCGCCCGUCUAGACGGGCUCACAUCCUAUCUUCCAUUAAUCCCCUGCGCGAACCCGACCAGACUGUCUCGUCACACCAGCAAGACCCGCGUCCCUCGCCGCCGCCGGCUCGCGAGUCCCAGCGUCGUGCAGAACCCGCCGAUGAAGCCGACGACGACGACGACGAUGAUGAUGGCUACGGACCCGCGGACCCUGAAACGAGACGCCCCAAAGCCGAGCCAGCCGCCGCUGCCGCUGCCGACGGCGCGUACUCGAGCAGCAAACCUACAAAGUUCCGCUUCAAGGCCGAGAAGCGCAGCAGCCGCCGCCAGCGCGCGGGCGACGACGCCGAGGGCGGCCGCGCGGGGAGACACGAGCGCGACGAGGACGAACGUCUCGACUCUGACUCUCACCCGCGCUCGAGCCGCCACCACCGCCGCCACCGCCACCGCGACGAGGACGACGCAGACCGCGACUGCGACCGCGACCGUGACGAUGGUCACCACCACCACCACAGCAGCAGCACCACACACCGCCGCUCCCGGCGCCACGAGGACGGCCACGAUAAGGUCAGGUCGUCCAAGCGGCGGCGCCGAGGCCACAAGGGCAGGGCGGAGCAGCAGCAGCAGCAGGAGGAGCAGGAGCCCGAAGACCCGUUCGCGCCGCCGCCGCUGGACGCGGACGCGGCUUUCCGCGAGUCGCUCUUCGACGCCAUGGCCGACGACGAGGGCGCCGCCUACUGGGAAGGCGUCUACGGCCAGCCCAUCCACACCUACCGUGUGCCCCCCAGCAACGGCAGCGGCGGCGGCAGCGGCGGAGGAGGAGGCGAGCUGGAGCAGAUGACGGCCGACGAGUACGCCGACUACGUGCGCCGCCGCAUGUGGGAGAAGACGCACCCGGGCCUGGUGGAGGCGCGCGACCGGCGCGAGCGCGAGCGCGCAGAGCGGGCGCGGGCGCGGGCCAGAGAGGACGAGGACGAGGACGAGGACGAGGUGCGCGCCCGCCGCCGCAGGGAACGCCGCCUCGCCGACGAGAUGGACCGGUCGCUGCGCCGCGGCCAGGAGCGGAGGCGCCUGUCGGCCUGGGCGGGCCGGUGGCGCCGCUACGUGGACGCCUGGGCGGCCGGCGGCGGCGGGUCGGCCUUUCCCGCCGAUGCUGCUGCCGUCCCUGUCGCCGACGUGUGGCCCGUCGAGAGCGGCAAGAGGGCCGACAUUGCCGAGGCGGCGGUGCGCGAGUUCUUUGCGCAGUGCGCCGACGCUGCCGCUGCCGCUGCUGCUGAGGAGGAGGAGGAGACCGAAGGCGGCGGCGGCGGCGGGUCCAAGGCGGACCCGCGGUCGCGCCUCAAGGACGAGAGGGUCCGGUGGCACCCGGACAAGGUGCAGCAGCGGCUCGGCGGCAGGGUCGACGAGGCGCUCAUGCGCGACGUCACGACCGUCUUCCAGAUCGUGGACAAGCUGUGGGCCGAGGCCCGGGGCUCGAGGCCGUGACGGCAAGCCUCCACCCCCCCUCGAGAUCCGAGUCCGACGUCUUUCCUUUGUUUGAACGCUAGAAGUGCACAUCCGGGGUCUGAUCUUCUGUGGUUUAUCACGGGCGUUUAACGGCUAUACCCAAACAUUCUGUCUUUCUCCUUCUACCCCUGCUAGAACUCAUGGAUGGAUGCGCUUGAGCAGAGGAGUAUAUCUAAAGUACUUUACGAUGACUACGAGAUCUACGAAUAAAUGUCCAAUGGCACAGUAGCUGUUUGCCACGUUCGUUGCCCCUUGAAAACAGUCUUGUUGAUUCUAGCUAGGCUUGCGUAGGUAUCCAACCUCUCACCAUGCGUUUGGGAUUAGAUGUAAUCAUCUAAUAGCCACAGC